CAGAUGCAGAUGGAUAACGGGACAUCUAACACCCGUGUUCAGAAGCCAUGAAUUCCAGAAGAUUACUCUCAGAAACGCGGAGAACAUUUCCUGCUCCUAAAGUAUACUGCCAGCAGCCAUCACGGAUUCUCAUUGUGGAUGUCACAUCACCUUCCUGGACCAACACUUGUUCUGUCCUCUCUGAAGCUCUGGAAAACACACUCUGUUUGGCAAGCAGCUUGGCAGGCCCCUGCCGUGUUCCCCUGCUGAGCCUCUACGUGGUGCAGAACCAGCAGGAGUGUCUGCUUCCCUUUACGCAAGUGAAAGAAAACUUUGCACGAAUUCAAGCAUGCAUUUCGGAGCUCCGUUCGCUACCGAGAGAAGGCUGUUUCCCCCAGGGAGGAAAUGGAGUGGUACAAGCUGUGCAGGAUGGAUUGCAACAGUUCAAACAAUACAGUAGACACACAGCAGUAGGAGGAUCAACAAACAGUUCUGUUGAGAUCACAAUUUUGACUAGCCACUCCAGCAAAGAAAUGGUAAAGCAGCUGGAAAAGAAGUUAAAAGACGUAGACCUCGUAAGUCUGCGAAGAAUACAAGUCAUCGAGGUUUUGAAGAGAGACUUUCUGGAGCCUGAGGACGUGGAGCAGUGCAUGCCGGCCGAAGAGUCCGGCAGCGGUGAUAUUGCGAUCCUGGGAAUGGACAUCGAUGUGCAAACCACAGAGGACAAUGUCAUCAGCUUGGAGAUGCUGUUUAAAACAUGGCUGCACGACUCCGGCACUGAGAGAGAACACCUCCAUCUCCUCCUUCCGUCAGGAGGCUUCAGCCCUGCCACUGCACCCAGGACCCCUCUAA
Messenger RNA from Eurypyga helias (sunbittern), 831 nucleotides. RefSeq names its product meiosis 1 arrest protein-like. Lineage: Eukaryota; Metazoa; Chordata; Aves; Eurypygiformes; Eurypygidae. The transcript has 4 exons. Gene Ontology annotation, biological process: spermatogenesis; male meiosis chromosome separation; meiosis I. The annotation marks the transcript as partial. The record is from RefSeq and is a predicted model, not a curated record.